Molecule: messenger RNA, 1196 nt
Organism: Psylliodes chrysocephalus
Lineage: Eukaryota; Metazoa; Arthropoda; Insecta; Coleoptera; Chrysomelidae
Source: the annotation of a GenBank genome assembly
CGAGAAACUAGAUUAAUAUAACCUCUAAAUCGAAUGUUUUCGGUAAUCUAAAAUUGGUCUAGUGAGAUUAUUUACUUUUAGUUUGUUUUUUUAAAUUUAGAUUCAGAUCUAUUUAAAAAUGUGAUUCGUUCGUAUAAAAAAUCGUAAUUUUGUAAAAUAUGGAUAUGAAAAUAUAGGUAGUGAAUACUUUUUACGAUGGUAGAUACACAACAUUUUUGCCUACGUUGGAACAAUUAUCAAAGCAGUAUAACAUCAGCCUUCGAGAACCUACGAGACGAUGAAGAUUUUGUAGACGUCACUUUGGCGUGUGACGGCAAGAGCCUGAAAGCACACAGAGUCGUCCUAUCAGCGUGCAGUCCAUAUUUUAGGGAAUUACUUAAGAGUACUCCCUGUAAACACCCUGUGAUAGUUCUCCAAGAUGUCGCCUGGACGGAUCUUCACGCCUUGGUGGAGUUCAUCUACCACGGCGAAGUUAACGUGCAUCAGCGCUCCCUAUCGUCAUUCCUCAAAACGGCCGAAGUUCUCAGGGUUAGCGGUCUCACGCAACAACACGGUGACGGCCGAGAUCAGUUGGCACAAGUACAAAGUAUGGUCAGAUCACAACAGCAACAAUCCACCCCAUUAUCGAACCAUCAUCCAACGUUCACAGACAAGCUAGUAGAAGAUAGUUUAUUCACCUCCCCAUCCUCCCCGCCUCACGGCGCUACUGUAAAUCAAUUAUUAAGGCGAGCAGCGGCGUUACAAUACAGGCGAGAAAGGAGGAUAUCAUCAGACCCAGAAAACGAACAUAAAAGAGCAAGAGCUGACCACAUUAUCAGCAAUAACAACAACAACAAUAACAAUAAUGAGUUGAAUUUGUCGACGUCGCAUCCUCACCCCCCGCCCCAAACGCAGCCAGCGGAUUUUUCUCCAAGCGCCAUGAAGAAUAACGUGCUCAAUUUGAAUUUAAAUUCGAUAAAAAACGACAUAGAAGAAAGAAAAUAUUUGUUCGCUACAGGGAAUGGAAUCAGCAGCACGGAUCGAGAAGCCUCCCCCUGUUCGCCGUCGCCCACGCUCCAUUCCCGAUGCAACAACAACGAUAACAACGACAACAACAACAUUAAAAACGAGCCCAUGGAAUUACUGUGCUCUACCAAUCAGGAAGACAACAGCAACGACUCCGCCGACAUGACCAACGAUAACGGCGGCGGGCCGGG